Arachis stenosperma is the source of this 1209-nucleotide messenger RNA. RefSeq names its product F-box protein SKIP23-like. The record is from RefSeq and is a predicted model, not a curated record. Bases 1 to 1209 code for a protein of 402 amino acids. The transcript has a single exon. Lineage: Eukaryota; Viridiplantae; Streptophyta; Magnoliopsida; Fabales; Fabaceae.
AUGGGUGGAGAUGAUCAAUGGGCAAGCAUUCAUCAAGAUAUAUUGAACCAACUUACAAAGCGGUUCCAUUCAUACGAUGAAUACCUUCACCUUCGAUUGGUUUGCAAGCAAUGGAACUUCAAUCUUUCACUUAUCCCCAGUGGUAACAAAGUUUUAUGGCUGUUAUUACCUAUUCCUACUGUUGCUGCUGAAAGAUCUUCCAAAAAAGCUAAGAUACAUGUAGGCACCAUCUCAAAAUUAACUCAGAGACGAACCCGUAUUCUUGAAGAGAAGGAGAUUUACCAUCUCACAAUGCCAGAGCUGCAAAACAACCUUGUUCGUGGAUCUUGUCAUGGAUGGAUAAUAAUGGUGUUAAUAUAUGAAGGUACCAUACGAAUGUUAAAUCCAUUUACAAAGGUUUGCUUUGAUCUUCUUCCAAUUUCAACUCUUCCCAAUGUAAUUGAUAUACAUGGUGACAAAUGUAUUAUUGAUCUUGAGUCCACGUAUGGCACUUUAGAGAUGGACACGAUUUCAAUGCAUAAAAUCAAUGUUUAUAAGGUUAUUACGAAUUCAGCACCUAACAAUGAUCGUUACAAUGAUUUUAUGGCCGUGGUCAUAUAUGGGGGAUAUCGAAAAUUGGCUUUUUACAAGGCCAAUGAUACGAGAUGGAUCAAGUUUCCAACAAGUCAUAAGAUGAUUGUGGAUGUCAUAUUUUUUCAAGAGAAGGUAUAUGCAGUGGACUUUGACCACCAAUUAUAUGAAUUUCAUAUCAAGAAAAAAUUAGAGCCAGUGAGAAGAAUUUACGAAGGCACACCUCUUUAUCAGCAUGACACCAAUAUUAUGCAAUAUAGCUAUUUGAUUGGUUGUGAUGAUGGAAGUUUAUUGAUGGUCGUAAGACAUAUUCGUUUAACGAAGCACACAGAAUGGUGGCGGUAUUACAAGACUAUCAAAUUCGAUAUUUAUAAAUUGAAUAAAAAUGCAAAAGUAUGGUCAAGAAUAUAUGAUUUAGGGAAUUACGUAUUAGUAGUUGGACUCAAUUCUUCAAUUCAGAUAUUGGCAAGCAAUUGCAAGGGAAAUAAGAUCUAUUUUACUGAUAGUAUGGUUGGAUUACACCCAGAUGAUGAUAUUUGGCGUCAUGAUAUUGGCAUAUUCAAUUUGAAAGAUAAUAGCUGUAGAAGAGUAUUAUCAGAUGUUAAUUUUUUUUGUCCUCCUGUUUGGAUAUUAUCCUAA